AUGGCAAACGGGCGACCAACUCGGAACCGACUGCGAAGCUAUGAGCAAGUGAUCGGCCGCGACGGACAUCCUAUCACUCCGCGCUGCAUUUACUUCGCAACGCGCUGCAACACCUUCGGUCGCUGGGCUCUCAAUUGGUGGAAAAUCGAUCGCAAGAUGGAACAAAAAGCUGCGGAGCGAGCGCGCUUCCCUUCCCGAGGAGCCUGGCGUCGGCACGGAGCCGCAGCGGGAACAAUUUCCGGGGGACGAAGAUGGGUCCCUUCAACUCGACUUCUGGGCGGAUAG
Oikopleura dioica is the source of this 285-nucleotide messenger RNA. The record is from the annotation of a GenBank genome assembly. NCBI's taxonomy places the organism in Eukaryota, Metazoa, Chordata, Appendicularia, Copelata, Oikopleuridae.